AUGAAUGAGAUAAUUGCACGUGCAAUAAACUCAAUCGAUUAUCUAUUAGAAAAAGACACAUUGAAACAUGUCAUCCAUGGACAUACUUUAAUGGAUAUUCGUGACCUAUUUAUCAAACUAAACUCAACAGAAAAUGAAUGGACUGAAUUAUUUUGUCGACAAUUAGAUCGUGUAAUGAGUAAUAAUAAAAAACUUCUGGAAGAUUAUUGGAUUAAUCUAUACGAUGAUAUAAUCUAUGCGCUCAAAGGACCGAAUGGUGAAACAAGUAUGGGGGAAAAUUGGAAUAAUUUUUUGAAGAAAAUUACAAAUGAGAAGAAACGAAUGCAACGUGAAAUACAAUUUCAACAUAAAUUUGGAAAACGAAAGAUUUUCAAAGAUUUAGUAAAUGAAAAAGCAAAACUCGUCAAUGAAUAUCUUCAUAAUUGUAUUUAUGUUUAUUCAAAAGUACAAAUCGACGAUUUGAUAGAAAAUAUCAAUGAUUUUGUCCUUGAAAAUUGUCAAUUAAAUGAAAUAUCAGUUAAAGAACAAUUACAACGCAUUGAUAUAAAAAUUGAUUGUUCAAAACAUUUAUUAGCAGAUAUCGAAGAUCAUUUCAGUACAACUAUUGAACUAUGUCGAACAGCCAAUCGUGAUUCAAACACAUUUUUCCCUUCGAUCGAAAGUGAAUUGUCUGGAUUUGGUGAAUCAAAAACAAUUGAAACACUUUUAGAAUAUGAUCGGUGGAUUGUUAUUUUAGGUGAUCCAAGAAGUGGAAAAUCUACACUUCUUCGAUGGAUAUUGUGUAUCUUUGCUGAAGCAAUUUGUAACAAUGAUGAACAAGUGAAUUUAAAUGAAAAUCAUUAUGUUCCAAAUCGUUUUCCAAUUUUAAUUCGUUUAACUGAAUUCUCCACAUGGCUUUAUGAAAAUCAAUCUAAAACAUUAUAUGAUUAUAUAAAUAAUCUUUCUAAUGACAAAGAAAAUCUCUUUGGUGAAUUUAUCGAUCACGGUCAUGCAUUGAUUCUUUUAGAUGGACUCGAUGAGAUCGAUGAUAUUCAUCGAAGAGGUCAAAUUGUUGAUCGGAUAAAAGAAUUCAUCAAUGAAUUUAUUUUUACACCAGAGUUUUGUUCUGCAUUUGAUGAUGUCAUACGCAAUAGUCAGAAUAAAAUCUAUUAUGAAAUAGGAUCACCAAAAAUAACCGGUGGAAAUCAAUUAAUUGUAACAACUCGAAAAGUUGGAUAUCAAUUUCAUCCUAUUCUUGGUUCUUUUAUUCAUCAUUAUUUAUUAUUAUUAUUAGAACGUAAACAAUCGAGAAUAUUUAUGAAAAAAUGGAUGCAACAAGUAGAAAAAAGUAUUUUGGAGAUUUUAUCUAAACAUGGCUUUGAAUUAAAUGAAGAAAAAAUGAAAUAUUUAUCUAAUCGACGAUUGAAUGCUAUUGAGUGUAUAUUUAAAAAACAUUCAACAUCGCUUACAUUCAAUCCUUUAUUAUUAUGUUUUAUUUGUAAAAAUAUUUUUCAAUUAAAUAAGAAUUUCAAUCCCAAAUCUCGAAUAGAAAUCUAUGAUUUUAUUGUUCAAUCGAUAUUAAAUUCUUGGCCCAAUCAAGAACUUCAUAUAUCAAAGGAUAUUUUAAUCAAAUUUUUAAUUCACACUUCCACAUAUCUUCAUACAAAUUCAUCAUCGAAUCUGAUUGAUGCAUUUGAUCUAAAACGAUUAUGUCAAAUGGUUUUGAAACAACACGGAAAUCUAUCGAUUAAUCAUGAAAAUCUUUGUGAAUAUACUGAGAAAAUUUUAGAAAUUCUUCAAUCGAAAAUGAAUAUUAUAAGUGAAUUAGGUUUAGAAGUAUUUUCUUUUCAACAUUCAUUAUUUCAAGAUUAUUUUGUAACGCAAUCUUUACUUGGAAAUUCCUCGAUAGAAAGCCUCGCUAAACGUAUUGUUACAUUUACUAGCAAAUCACGUUUUCGAAAAUCACUUCUUUUAACUCUCGGUUGGAUUAGUUGGAAAUGGGCAUUUAAGGAUUAUAAUCAAUUCUGUAAUUUACUCGUAAAUGCUGAUAAAUCGUCUACAAUUCCUUUGGGAAUUUUACUCUUUUUCGAAGGUUUCAAAGAUCUUCGACGAUUACCAAUGAAAUCAGUUAUUUUUAAUGCAUUGAAUCAUUUAUUGAAUUGUUCGAUAAAUAUUAUUGUUGACAAAUAUUUUCUGUGGAAUUUCCUAAAAUUACCUGAAAACUUAAUUCAAGAAUGGAUGGAAUUACAUUUAAAAGAUGAACUAAACCUCCGUAAAUUUUGUCAAAGUCUAUUAAAAUCAAUUCAAUUAAAAAUUGUUCAAUUUCCAAAUAAACUCAAAUCAAUUUUGCCAAAGAUUUAUCAACAAUUGAACAAGUAUCGCAAUCAAAACUCAACAAAUGAAUUUCUCAUCGAUCAAACUUUUCGAAGAAUUAUCUUAAUCCGAAAUGCACAUGAAUAUAUUGUUUCCAAUGAAUUCUCAUCGUAUUUUUCAUCAAACCAUAUCUGUAUAUCAACGAUUCAUCCAUUAAUACUUUCUGUUAUUUGUCUCGUAUGCGGAGGACUCAAUUUCAUAUUGGAAAAUCAAGAUUUAAGAAUCAAUUUUUCUUCCAAACAAAUCUUUCGUCAAUCGUCAAUUAUACCGUCAAUUGUUGAAUAUUUAACGAAUUCGGAAGAGUCCCAUUGGGUGAAAAUGACAUCAUUGAUAAAUUAUUAUGAAAAUAUUCUUGAGAAGACAUCGAAAACAGAUACUUCAAACGAAAUUAUUGAUAUUUUUAUGGCGUUAAUUUGCUUAAAAGGACUUUCGAUAGAAAUGUUUUAUAGAAAAUAUUCUGAAUAUUCCGGAUUAUCUCUGGCUGCAAUUCGACUCCAACAAAAUUGGUUUUAUUUAAAACAAACAUGGAUUUCUCAUAAAGACGGAAGACAUUUGAUCAAUGAUCAUUCUCUUCUAUUAGAUCUUCAGCAAAUCGUUAAUUUCUUUUAUCCAAAAUCAAUCGAAUUCGAAAAACAACGUUUGAAAUUUUCCGUCAUUUGUGUCUCUGCAUUGAAUAAAUUUGAUAUAAAUUAUUCAUUAUUUUUACUUACACCAAGUUAUUUCGUUCCUGCCCGACAAAAUCCUCAAUCAACUAACAAAAACCAGAAUUCGACAGAAAUGAUUGGAAAGAUUUCAUUAAAAUCAUUUUCUUUUAUACCAAAACAUCUUCAAAAUUUAUAUUAUUCUCUCUUAAAUGACUCAAACAGUAAACUCAAUUUAUUAUCACGAGUUUUAUUUCGAUUACAAUCUUUAAUACAUUUAGAAAAUCUUGAUGAAAAUGAUCCAAAUUAUUAUCUUCUCCUAUCGCGAUUACGAUCACAAUUUCAAAAUUAUCACAUGGAAAACUAUUUGAUAAUUCGUCUGAUAGAAAACAAACACGGUAGAGAACAAGAAAAACAAGAACAGCGUGCCAAUAUAUUAUUCGAGCAAAUUUCGAUUGAUGAGCCAAUCGAUGUGAACAAACUUAUUGAAAUUGAACGUCAACGUAUUUCUGAUGCGAAUAAUAUUACUGAUAAUGAAAGAAAAGAUUUAAAACUUCUAGUUACAUCAAUUAUACUCGCAAGACUUUUUCAAGGUGAGUAUCGUUUUGAAAAUUUCUCCUGA
Messenger RNA from Adineta ricciae, 3615 nucleotides. NCBI's taxonomy places the organism in Eukaryota, Metazoa, Rotifera, Eurotatoria, Adinetida, Adinetidae. The record is from the annotation of a GenBank genome assembly.